Molecule: messenger RNA, 402 nt
Organism: Aureobasidium musti
Lineage: Eukaryota; Fungi; Ascomycota; Dothideomycetes; Dothideales; Saccotheciaceae
Source: the annotation of a GenBank genome assembly
AUGUCGAACCUUCCCUCCGAGCCCGAGUUCGAGCAGGCCUACAAGGGUAUGUCUCACUCACCAAGCAUUGCAAUUGGUUCCCCAUCAAGGUUGUUGAUACUGACCCGACUUCCACANGAGCUUGCCUCGACCCUUGAGAACUCGACCCUUUUCGAGAAGAACCCCGAGUACAAGCGUGCUCUCCAGAUCGCCGCCGUCCCCGAGCGCGUCAUCCAGUUCCGUGUCGUCUGGGAGAACGACAAGAACGAGGUCCAGGUCAACCGUGGUUACCGUGUCCAAUACAACUCCGCCCUCGGUCCUUACAAGGGUGGUCUCCGUCUCCACCCCACCGUCAACCUCUCCAUCCUCAAGUUCUUGGGUUUCGAGCAAAUCUUCAAGAAUGCUCUUACUGGCCGUGAGUAA